This is a messenger RNA of Empidonax traillii (willow flycatcher), 3521 nucleotides long. It is a transcript of the gene FAN1, whose product is annotated as FANCD2 and FANCI associated nuclease 1. Gene Ontology annotation, cellular component: nucleus. The record is from RefSeq and is a predicted model, not a curated record. The transcript has 15 exons. The coding region runs from base 285 to 3404 and encodes 1039 amino acids. Lineage: Eukaryota; Metazoa; Chordata; Aves; Passeriformes; Tyrannidae. Gene Ontology annotation, molecular function: flap-structured DNA binding; 5'-3' exonuclease activity; 5'-flap endonuclease activity. Gene Ontology annotation, biological process: interstrand cross-link repair.
UGGCGGGAACACGCGGGGAGCGGCCGGAGCCCUCGCAGCGCCUGUGCCCGACAGCCCCAGAAAGCCCGGCCCGGCCCGGCCCGGGCAGCCGCAGCAGCCCGGGGGGUGCGCUGGAAAGGCGGGUGCUUGGCUCCGAAAAUAGUCUGUCUGACAGCAAACGAGACACAUUAGAGGAUUACAGAUGGAAAAUGCAAAGCCGAGGAAAACCUUCUAAGUAUUACAGAAUAAAGAAAUAGGGCUAGAAUGGAGUUGUCUGUGCUGUGUAAAUGCUGUGAAGUUUUGUAAUGGCAGAAAUUAGGUCUUCAGGAAUCAAAAGAUCCCAAAUAAGUUUGUCACUCAGUAAAAGUAAGAAGAAAAAAGGAACACCAUCUGUACCUUCAACAUCCUCCUCUAUUACUUCCUUUUUUAAUAAUGUUCCCCCUGCCAAAAUUAGCUGUCCCAUGUGUGGGCAGUUGGUGCCAAGGUAUGGAAUAAAUGAGCACUUGGAUGAAACAUGUCAGAGAAACCACGGUGAGAUUGGUGCCGUUGGUGCUACACUGGACCCUCUGAAGAGUAAGAGUCCCCCACCUGCAAACGUGACCAAUGAUUCCAGCUCAUACUUUUCAAAAAACAUCCUAAAUCUAGAAACAAGUCCCUCCAAAAGCAAUUCACUGAAAGCAGAACAAUCAGCACAACAGAUUAGUCCUUAUUUUAGCCGUAACAGCUCAGUCAUUGGUGUUAACAAUGAAUCACAGGCUCAAACAGGUAAAACGGUCUCUUUGGGAAGCUUGUCAUCAAAACUGUCCAGAAGACGUUGUGCCCAGGGAGGAAAACAGGUCGUGUAUACAGAGAUUGACUCUGCACCUCCGGCUGUUCACAGAGUGUGUAGAAAUGCUGCAGCAAAGGAGGAUGAUGAUGAUGAUGAUGUUUAUGCUGGGCACAGUUCUCAGAAAGAAAAUCAGCUUGUGCAGAGAGAGCACCAGGAACAAAACAUUUCAAAGAGAAAACCUGAAUUUCAAAAAGAAAUAAACCAAUGUAAUCAAGAAGACCUUGUGGAUAUAGUUCAGGUAUCUUUACCAGCUGAUAAUAAUGACAAAGGAUUCCCAAGUGGUACAAGGAGCACCGAAACAGAAAGCAGGUCUGACGGUGUGACACUUAGUCCUGAUAAAUCUGAAACACCUCCAGCCAUUUAUAGUUCACCACAGCUGGCCAGCGACUUGGAAGUCAAGACUCAGCCUCACACCCAAGUUAUUCCUUCUUCCAAGACAGAAGUGAGCUGUGAUACACAAAACUGCUCCAGUGAGGGUGAUGCACAGGUACUUCCUGUGGAAGUUCUUGAAGAUCUUAAGAAUGAGAUGGAUUAUACUAUGGUAGAAACUGUGGGAAAAGUAGAAUUUCAGAAUCCCACUGGGGACAUUUUAGACAAAAUAGAUGAGGUUCACUCUGUGCCCAGUUCUCCUCAUCACCCAUACUACCUCCAGAAUUUUUUACUAGUGCUGAAAGCAGUCCUAGAGAAUGAAGAUGACGCCAGGCUGUUUGAUGAGCAAGAUAUGAACAUUAUAAGCAAGUUCUACAAAUUAUCAGUUGGUGGGCAGAAGUUGUAUGUGAGACUUUUCCAACGCAAGCUGCACUGGUUAAAGGUGACCAAAAUAGAGUAUGGGGAGAUAAGUGUGGAUUUGUCACCAGUGAUUGAAGAACUGGCUGAAGCCAGAUUUCUGCAAACAGAAUCUGAACUGGAAGACCUGUGUGAAGGUUUGGAUUUGCUUUCAGCCCCUGAACUAAAAGCACUGGCAAAGAUCUUUCACUUGGCAAACCCAAAUGGUCAGAAACAGCAACUUGUGGAUGAUUUUCUGAGGUUGGCAAAACAGCGGUCGGUCUUCAGCAGGAGUCAAGCUGGUGUUGGGACAGCGAUCCUAAAAAGAGCGAAGGAGCUGGCUGGGAGAUGCGUGCGGGUGCGCCGAGGCCCUCGGGCCGUGUUCUGCCGAGCGCUGCUGCUGUUCUCGCUGCCCGAGGCGGGGGAGGACGAGGAGGGCUCUGCAGGGCAGGGCCAGCUCUCCUCGCUGCUCAUGGCCAGCAUGGGCCGCACGCUCUUCCCCCGCUACACCGUCAGCAGGAGCACCCGGCUCUUCCAGGACAGAGACGACCUCAUCAGAUAUGCAACUGCUGCUCAUCUGUUAAGUGACAUAGCCACUGCAAUGGUAAAUGGGCACUGGAAAGAAGCUCAUAAUCUGUAUUUGUGUGCUAAGCAAACCUGGAGAGAACUGAAAAAUCACCCCUCUUUAAGCUAUCACAGAGUUCUGCCUGAGUUUCUGCGCCGUUUCACUGUGGGCUGGGUGUACACGAGAAUCCUUUCUCACGGUGUGGAAAUUCUGCAGAGACUUCACAUGUACAAGGAGGCGGUGCAGGAGCUGCAGGCCCUCCUGUCGCAGGAUGUGUACUGUGCUGACAGCAGAGGGAGAUGGUGGGAUCGCCUGGCUCUCAAUCUACAUCAGCACCUGAAAAACACCCAGAAGGCCGUGGGCUGCAUUAGGAAGGGGCUGGCAGACCCCUGUGUCCGCACUGGGCACCGCCUGUCCCUGUACCUGCGGGCGCUGCGCAUCAGGGACUCGCCCAGCUGCAGGCAGGUGCGGAGGCUGCUGCAGGAUCUGCCGGCCAUCACCGUGGAGGAUGUCACACAUGUUACAAUCAAUGGAAAGAUGUGUCCUCAGAUGGGAGUGGGAAAGUCUGUGUUUCUCGUGGAGGAUGUUGGUGAUGAAGAAGGAGGCGAAGGCUGCAGUGUAUCCACAAUCAUGUGCUCAGUUGAGGAGCUGGCAUUAUCUCAUUACAGGAGGACUGGUUUUGAUCAGGGUAUUCACGGGGAAGGCUCAACGUUUCUUACACUGUAUGGGAUUCUAAUGUGGGAUAUCAUUUUCAUGGAUGACAUACCCGACGUUUUCAGAAAUUCCUAUCAGACAGCCCCCCUGGAUUUGUACACUGACAGCUUCUACGAGAGCAGGAGGGAUGCCAUUGAGGCCAGGCUGCAGCAGCUCCACUCAGCCUCCUCAGAGACACUGGCAGAGUUGGUUGCUGAUGUCUGGACCGCUCAGGAGGGAAAAGCAGCAGCACUCGUGAGCUGGGGGCGUUUUAUUUCCCUCCAGCAAGCCCAGCCUCUCUUGCAGAGCCUGGUGUCCUGCCUUGGGGGAACGUUCCUGAGCGGGGUUUUCAGGCGCCUCUCCACAGACCUGCGCCACUGCCGGGGGGGCCUGCCCGACCUGGUGGUGUGGAGCACACACACCCAGCACUUCAAGCUGGUGGAGGUGAAGGGCCCCAAGGACCGCCUGUCGCACAAGCAGAUGCUCUGGCUGAGCGAGCUGCAGCGCCUGGGAGCGGCGGUGGAGGUGUGCCACGUGCAGGCCGUGGGGGGAAAGAGCCAGCGCCUCAGCUGACACACAGCACAAAGUGUACCCCCCUGGCCUUUGAGAACACUGGGAUUCACUGCAUGCACUUGGGGUUCAGAAGGGCAGAGCCUUUCUCUUCUAUCCACAAUUCAAAACUCAUUCUGU